This is a messenger RNA of Racocetra persica, 386 nucleotides long. NCBI's taxonomy places the organism in Eukaryota, Fungi, Glomeromycota, Glomeromycetes, Diversisporales, Gigasporaceae. The record is from the annotation of a GenBank genome assembly.
AAUGCCAAAAUGAAGAAGAAAUUUUAACAGAAAUUUCUAAACUGAUGGGAAAUAUUGCAAGCUUAAAUUUACUAGAUAAUAUAGAGGAUUUGAUAGAUACUCAUGAACAGAUAAAAAAUUUACCUAAACAAUGGGAUAUUAGAAAAAAAAUUGAAAAUGUUAAUCAAAUAUUAAAAAAUUUACGAGAAUUACAGUUACCAAAUUGCAUGAAUAUUUCUGUAAUUUAUCCAAUACAAAAAGGAGGAUUUGCAUUAGCAUUAAUUAAUAAGGAAAUAUGUCUUGUACAAAUUUUAGCAAUUUAUUAUCAUACAUUAACUAGAAAUAACUAUUCAUAUACUGAAGAAUCUAUAAGUGAUAUUAAUUUAGUUACCUUUAUUUCUACUAAA